CGCAUGCGCCGCAACUCGUCACCCAACCUCAUUCUGCUUGUCCUGCUCGAACCAUCACCAACCCCCCUCUGUAUCCCCGAUUAGUGCUGUCCGCUUAUUUCUGUCGUCACAUACAUCCUCAAAACCCAUCCAUAGAUUGGCCGUUUGUUGAAAUAGUUUUUUUGGCUGGGAGAUCAGACACAAGAUGAGGCAGUGCGGGGGUUGGAUGUUGGGCCUGCUCCUUCUGUCCUUGCUGACCACCAUAAGAGAGGUGAGCGGCCAAGAAGAGCCAUCCCUGGAUGACAUAGUAGAUGUCGCUGAAGAUAUUGGCCUGGAUGAAGAGGAGCUGAAUACAUUACUGGGAGACAAGGAAAUGGAGGAUGAAGAGGAAGAUGAGGUCACAGUGGCGGAUGAAGAUCCCUUUGAUGAAGCUAAUGUAGAUGGAGACCGAAAUGAUGCCGACGUCUCCUUCCAGGUAACGUACAAGACUCCUGUUCCCACUGGGGAUGUGUUCUUCACAGAAACAUUUGAUGAUGGAUCACUGAGUAGGUGGCAGCUGUCAAAAACUGUCAAGGGGGAUGCAGACGAUGACAUUGCAAAAUAUGAUGGAAAGUGGGUUGUGGAACAACUGAAAGAGAACAAGGUACCAGGAGACCAUGGUCUGGUGUUGAAGUCCCGGGCAAAGCACCACGCCAUCUCUGCCCUGCUCAACAAACCAUUCAUUUUUCAGGAUGAUCCCCUGGUAGUGCAAUACGAGGUCAAUUUUCAGGAUGGUAUCGACUGUGGCGGUGCCUACAUCAAACUGCUGUCAGACACUGGUGACCUUAAUCUGGAGCAGUUCCAUGACCGCACGGCCUACACCAUCAUGUUUGGGCCAGACAAGUGUGGCGAGGACUACAAGCUGCACUUCAUCUUUCGUCACCAAAACCCUCUGAACAAGGAUAUCGAGGAGAAGCAUGCCAAGCGAGCUGAUGUGGAUCUCAAGAAGUUCUACACAGAUAAGAAGACUCAUCUCUACACUUUAGUCUUGAACCCGGACAACACGUAUGAAAUGUUUAUCGAUCAGUCCAGCGUGAGUCGUGGCAGCCUGCUUCAUGAUGUUGUUCCCCCUGUGAACCCGCCAAAGGAGAUUGAUGAUCCAAACGACUCUAAGCCCGACGACUGGGAUGAGAGGGCAAAGAUCCCUGAUCCAGAGGCUUCCAAACCUGAGGACUGGGAUGAGGAUGCUCCUGCAAAAAUCGAGGACUCUGAUGCUAUUAAGCCGGAUGGCUGGCUGGAUGAUGAGCCUGAGUUCAUUUCUGACCCCAAUGCAGAGAAACCUGAGGACUGGGAUGAAGAAAUGGACGGAGAGUGGGAGGCUCCACAGGUUCCGAAUCCCGCUUGCGAGGCAGCUCCUGGCUGUGGGGAGUGGAAGCGGCCUAUGGUCAAUAACCCACAAUACAAGGGCAAGUGGAAGGCACCCCUGGUGGACAACCCCAGCUAUCAGGGCGUCUGGAAGCCACGCAGGAUCGAUAACCCAGACUUCUUUGAAGAUCUGCAGCCGUUCAAGUUGAAGCCUUUUAAGGCCGUCGGUUUGGAGCUGUGGUCCAUGACCUCAGAUAUUUACUUUGACAACUUCAUCAUCACUUCUCACAAGGAGGUUGCUGACCGCUGGGCCUCAGACAGCUGGGGUCUGAAGAAGCUGGUGGCCAGUGCCAAUGAGCCUGGCGUCAUUACUCAGAUGAUGUUGGCUGCAGAGGAGCGGCCUUGGCUCUGGGUGGUCUACAUCCUGACAGUGGGUCUGCCUAUUGGGCUCAUCGUGCUCUUUUGCUGGCCCAAGAAACCUGAUGACUAUGUGUACAAGAAGGUGGAUCUACCAAAGGUGGAUGUAGAGGAGGAGGAAGAGGUGGAGGAGGCUGCUGAUGAGGCUGAAAAAGUGGCAGAUGCUGCUGAAGAACCUGCUGCAGCAGCUAAAAAUGGCGAUGAUGCGGAAGCUGAAAAUUUGGAAGAAGAAGAGGAAGAGGAAGAAGAAGAGGAUGAGGAGGAGGUGGAAGAGGAUGAUGGAGAUGAGGAGAGCCAAACUCCUGAAAGCAGAUUAGAAGAUGAGGUGAAGAAGGAGGAAGAAUCUGAUGAGAGUCAAAAACAAGCAGUGCGGAAGAGGAGGGUACGGAGGGACUGAGAGCUCCAUGCCAAUUGUCUCCUUCCUUUGUGGAGCAGGGAGUAGGCGAUAGGGUGCUCUGUGCUGCUCCCCUGUCAGAGGGAACAGCAUGCGUUCCUGAUUAACCUGUGAUAUCCACGGCUGCGCCAUCAUCUAUUGCGCUCCCCUCCCUACUACAUUGUCACACUCCAACCUUCCUUCCCAAUUUUGUCUCUCCUGAUCUGACGUGUCUUCACGCUUGUUCUCCCUUUCAACGGUGCUCCCACCGUUCCGCUGUAGCUUCAUAUAUUUAGAGGAUUGAGCUACAGACCACUGUCAUCUGACAACAGCAGUCUGCACAAACGUUAUCCAUCAACGUCUCCAUCCGUCGUCAACAUGGACCCUCGUCUCUGCUCACCAUGGUAGAGGAUGUUAUUUGAAAUAUUUGUUCAGAAAGCUCAGACUGCAGAGGUGAGAUAAUUCUACAGCAUCAGAUCAUCUGAGGUAAAGUCUCCUCAUUUUAGGUUUAAAAUAGUCUAACUCAGUGUAGACUCACAUAGUCGUCAACUGCAUCGCUAUUUCUUACCAAGUUAUAGUAAUUUAAGGAUUGAGUAGCUGUAAUAUUCAUAUUUAUUGGAGUUCUUUAAAUAGUUUGAUGCCAGCUUGAAUGAAUGAUGUUUGAGGUGUUUUUCUGAAGUACUUUGUGCUUUCUGAGCCAGGAGCUGUAGAAACUUGAGUCUUUAAUCUGUCUGCCUGCAGCUAUGACAUUCCCCAACUUCCAGAGUCCUGCUGAAGUGGAUGCCAUUUUAAUUUUCUAACAAUGUUGUGAGCUUUUAUAGUUCUCGCCGUUCACUGGCUGACGUUACUGUUCGUUUGCAAACUAUAUGAUGAUCAAAGUAAAAUGAUUUAAUAUAAA
Synchiropus splendidus (mandarinfish) is the source of this 3011-nucleotide messenger RNA. RefSeq names its product calnexin-like. Bases 185 to 2137 code for a protein of 650 amino acids. Gene Ontology annotation, biological process: protein folding. Lineage: Eukaryota; Metazoa; Chordata; Actinopteri; Syngnathiformes; Callionymidae. Gene Ontology annotation, cellular component: endoplasmic reticulum; endoplasmic reticulum membrane. The transcript has 15 exons. The record is from RefSeq and is a predicted model, not a curated record. Gene Ontology annotation, molecular function: calcium ion binding.